Molecule: messenger RNA, 3292 nt
Organism: Lineus longissimus
Lineage: Eukaryota; Metazoa; Nemertea; Pilidiophora; Heteronemertea; Lineidae
Product: thioredoxin domain-containing protein 16-like
Exons: 20
Coding region: 53-2545 (830 amino acids)
Source: RefSeq, a predicted model, not a curated record
GUUGUCUCUGCGCAUAUCUGCGCACUGUGCUACCAUAUGUUAAUCGAUCGCCAUGCUCUUCUUCGAUAUGUUAUUUUCAUUUCUCCUCAUCCACAUUGCGAGUGGAACCGUUCUGGAAAAGAAUAAGUUAAAACAUGUGACAUUUCUUGACGAGAGUAACUUCGACACAUUUAUACAACAUCCCAACAUACGAGCUGUGGUAUUUUACGAGCCCUUCCCGGAUUCAACAGGAGAGCAAGAGAGUAUUUACCAGGGAGAAUAUAAAAAUGUCAAAUACAACCAUUUUCUGCCACUUUACCAAAACGCCUCAAAAUACAUCUCGAAAUUUGAAGUAGACACCGGGUUGGUGGACUGCGCCAAGACACCAUCCGUAGGUAAAUGUGGGGAAUUGGAUGCAAAUAACGUCUUUGUUUACGGGUACAGGAAUAGUAAAAUGGUUUUAAAGCUUUCCUACGAGAAUCUCUUCAAUGAGGACGCACAGAUUGGCAGUUUUCUCCAUUUGAACGCCUUCAAACGCUUGCCUAUCAUUAACAACGCACAGAAAAUGGAUGAUCGUAUCUUGGCGGAGAAUCGAGGAAAGGCGAAUGUCCUUUUUGGAUAUUUUCAAUAUCUUGGAGACCCAGAACACAGGGCUUUCGUUGAAGCAGCCUACCCCCAUCUCAACGACUUUGCAUUCGUUAUGAUCACAGACAAAGACACAUUUGAAAAAGCGAGGUUCUAUGUACCCCUCGAGGCACAGGAACGAUCAAAAGUAUAUGUGUUCUUGUGCAAGGAGCGUAAAGAGGGAGAGGAAUGCCCGCAUGUAAUCUACAGAGGGAGCCUGGACAAGGAUAACAUCACUAUCUACAUGAAUAACCUAAAUGAGGCUUCGAAAACGUUCGAUAUACCAAGAGACGGUAAUCAUGACGUGUUGAAGCACCUCAAGAUCCACGUUGCCUACCUUUUCUAUGAUAAGCAAUCAAAGGAGAUGGUCAAACAAACUGCUGAAAAGUUGCGCAAUACCUUCCCGGGUGUGGUGGGGGUCUUGACCGUCGACACCGAUCACCCCGAUUUGAUAAAGAGCACAGAGGAAAUAAAGAAACCGGGGUUCGCCAUAAAACGGAGAGGCAAUGAGAAUCCAAUCCACAUGGAACAUAAAUUCAGUGAGGCUAACGUCAUUCAGUACACUCGUAAACAGAUUGAGGAAUAUCAAGCGGUAGUGCGCGCGGAAACGGAUGAAAUCAAAGAUCCUUUCCAAGUCAUGGAUGACGAGGUGGCCACGCCGGUCUACAAUCUUAACCUGCUCCCACAGACUACGAUCCCCAUCGACCACAUCACCGCCCUCACUGAUAAAACCUUCUCGCUGAUCACCAGCCGGGACGUUCCAACCCUGGUAGUAUUUUACACCAAAUACGAUACAGCUAGUAUGGCUUUCCUUCGUUCCUACUCUGGGGCUGUCAUGGCUGAAAAGAACAGGACCUCAUUUACUCGGGUUAACUGCUUCGAUUGGACUGAUGUCUGCACUGCUCAAAAGGUGGCCCAUUUUCCUAGCAUCCGGUUAUAUCAAUCCGGACGGGAACCUAUUAUCUACCGUGGCAUGCUGGAUGGCGAGGCUGUCAUAAAUUUUGUGAAAGUGGUCCAGAUGGGAAGUCCCCUGGAGAUCACCUGCCCAGAGAAGGCCAAAUCAUUCAUGAGUGGGUCAUACCCAGAAGGUUUACAGGGAUUGAAGAUGGAUGCGACCAUCGCCGUGGGGCUGUCAAACGCAGCAGAUAUUUCUGUCGUCAAGAAGGUUGCUGACUCUUUUGGUGGUGAUGUUUUCUUCGCUUACGGAACUGGCGAUGUCGCCAACGUCAUAUGUGACGGAAUGACACCCUGCUUGAUAGUCUUGCUCCCAAAUGAGCCAAAGAAGAUCGUGAAGAUUGAUGGUAUACUGAAUGCCAAAAAGCUUACAGAUGAUAUUCAGGCAUACAGGCUACCAACCCUGGUCGAACUUACGGUUGCAAGCUUGCCAAAGAUCUACGCCCGGAAGAAGCCCAUGGUCAUGUAUUUCGGCGAUGACACAGACGCAGAAUAUAAGGCAUUGGCACUUUUGGCUGGUUCUGGCUAUGCCAGUGACCAUAUAUUUACAUGGGUCAAUUGCAUUGAGUUUGGCAGUAUUGGAUUGAGUGUCCUUCACACUUACCAACCUAAGGCGAGCGUACCAGCAAUCGCUCUUCUUAACUUGAACAUGGGUAACGUUUUUAUGCCGGAAAAAUUGAAGUUCACAGUUGAGGGCAUCAAAGACUGGAUGAUGAGUGUAGCAAGCGGCAAGGAGGCACCCGUCUAUGUCAUGCCCGACACAAAGUGGAAGCCACUUAGUGAAGGUUAUGAUUUCAUUGAAAAGAUGAGGACCAAGGCUGAAAAAGAACCAAAAGAGGAAGAGGUUCCGGACGGUGGAAGGUUGCGUGGCGUAAAAACAGACAACAAGAGGAAGGCGCCAGUAGACAAGGUUAAAGGCAAGGCCACCGAGGAUAUGAUCAAGAAGUCGGGAAUGGAUAAGACAUCAUCGCUUCACGAGGAGUUGUAGACACACGAACAUUUUCUUGUCUUCUGAUUGCAAUCUCGUAAAAUGCCACACUACUAUACAGCAGAACGGGUACUCCUUUUACCUCAAUGACAUUCCGCGACGUUACUAUUUAUAGCUCACAAGGUCAUUUGAAUAAGAUAUUGAUGACGUUUUAGUCACGUGACAGUCGCACAUCGACACUUAUUUCUACGCAUUUGAGCUAAUUUCAAAGUCAAUUAUCUUUGACCCUGCAUUGUUUUUAGCAUGAAUGAUACCAUAGAGUCAGAGAGAGAAAUAUUCAGAACAAUUAUGUAGUAUUUCCAACACUCGGACAUGUGCCAGAUUGAAUCUAACUGCCCUAGUUAGAAAGCCCGAAUCCAUUACGAAACCGCAUGUUUGUCCGAUAUUGCCUGUAAUUCAGCGAUGGGGAAAUAGAGGGCAGCAGCUGCAGUGACGUCAUUAUCGCGGAAAGCUAUUAUCACUUAUGUAUGACUCCUAGGUUUGUUUAAAACGAUAUGGAGAGCUUUGUAGAUAAGAAGCCGAAGUGAUUUUGAUUUCGAUUUGAUUUCAUCGAGUCUCGUAAUGUAAGCUGAUAUCCAUGUGUUUCUAAAUCAAGUUUGAAUAUAAUAGCAAUGGCAAAUCCAGCUAUAGUGCCUUCAUUCCCUAAAAUGAGUGUACCUCUACUGGAAAAUAUCAUUCUGAAAGCAACUAAUCUGGUAGUUUCUACUGUACCGACUGUGAAAUGAAUAAACACAGUGGUAAAACUAA